Messenger RNA from Puntigrus tetrazona (Sumatra barb), 3325 nucleotides. RefSeq names its product eph receptor A6 (gene epha6). The transcript is spliced from 15 exons. Gene Ontology annotation, cellular component: neuron projection. The record is from RefSeq and is a predicted model, not a curated record. The coding region runs from base 140 to 2179 and encodes 679 amino acids. Gene Ontology annotation, biological process: protein phosphorylation; axon guidance. NCBI's taxonomy places the organism in Eukaryota, Metazoa, Chordata, Actinopteri, Cypriniformes, Cyprinidae. Gene Ontology annotation, molecular function: ATP binding; transmembrane-ephrin receptor activity; protein binding.
CAGACCUGGGUUCUACAAAGCCUUUGCAGGAAACAUCAAAUGUUCAAAGUGUCCUCCACACAGUUCCAGCCACACCGAGGGUUCGGCACAGUGUCACUGCGAUAAAAACUACUACAGAGCCAGCAAGGACCCUCCCACCAUGGCCUGCACACGACCGCCCUCCUCUCCUCGUAACUUGGUAUUUAACAUCAACGAGACCGCCCUCUUUCUGGAGUGGACUCCGCCCAGCGACACAGGUGGUCGAAAGGAUGUAAGCUAUAACGUCUUCUGCUUCCGAUGUGGAGCCGAUGGCCAGGCCUGCGAGGCAUGCAACAGCAACGUGCGCUUCGUACCCAAACCCGCGGGCCUCACAAGCACCUCGGUGGUGGUCCAGGACUUUGUGGCGCACGCCAACUACACAUUCCAAAUCGAGGCUCUGAACGGUGUGUCGGGCUUGGGCAGAUCCGAGAGACAGCUUGCCAAUAUCACCGUCAGCACAGAACAGGCUGGUCCGUCUCUGGUAGGUGUGGUGAGAAAAGACUGGGCAUCCCAAACUAGUAUCGCCCUCUCCUGGCAGGAAACCGAGCAGCCGCAUGGCGCCAUACUAGACUACGAGAUCAAGUAUUAUGAAAAGGAACAGGAGCAGUUAAGUUACUCCUCUACACGUACGAAGUCUCCAAGCGCGAUAGUGACCGGACUGAAGCCCUCCACUGCUUACGCCUUCCACGUACGCGCUCGUACCCUCGCCGGCUACAGCAGUUACAGCCCCAAGUUUGAGUUCGCCACAGGAGACGAGAACUCUGAGGAGGCAGCUGAUCAGGGCCAGGUGUUGGUGAUUGUUACAGCCACAGUGGGGGGCUUCUCUCUCCUCAUCAUUCUUACCCUCUUCCUUCUCAUCACUGGCAGGUGUCAGUGGUACAUCAAAUCUAAGAUAAAGUCAGAAGACAAAAAAAGAACACAGUAUCAAAAUGGGCAUGUGCCAUUCCCGGGAUUAAAGACUUACAUUGACCCGGACACUUACGAGGACCCCUCACAGGCUGUUCAUGAGUUUGCCAAGGAAAUCGAUCCAUCUCGUAUCCGAAUCGAAAGAGUCAUCGGAGCAGGUGAGUUUGGGGAGGUGUGCAGUGGCCGGCUGCGUAUCCCAGGAAAAAAGGAAAUUCCUGUGGCUAUAAAGACUCUGAAGGGGGGAUACACUGAGCGCCAGAGACGGGACUUCCUGCGAGAGGCGAGCAUCAUGGGACAGUUUGAUAAUCCUAACAUCAUCAGACUGGAGGGUGUGGUUACAAAGAGUCGGCCUGUGAUGAUAGUGGUGGAAUACAUGGAGAAUGGCUCCUUGGACUCUUUUCUGAGGAAACAUGACGGACACUUCACCGUGAUCCAGCUGGUUGGUAUGCUGCGUGGCAUCGCUUCAGGUAUGAUGUACCUGUCCGACAUCGGCUAUGUCCACCGGGACCUGGCAGCUCGAAAUAUUCUAGUGGAUGACAACCUGGUGUGUAAGGUGUCGGACUUCGGUCUGUCCAGGGUGCUGGAGGACGACCCGGAGGCGGCUUACACCACCACAGGGGGUAAAAUCCCCAUCCGUUGGACAGCUCCUGAAGCUAUUGCCUACAGAAAGUUCUCCUCGGCCAGCGAUGCUUGGAGCUACGGUAUUGUCAUGUGGGAAGUCAUGUCAUAUGGAGAAAGGCCCUACUGGGAGAUGUCCAACCAAGACGUAAUCCUGUCUAUAGAGGAGGGCUACAGGCUCCCUGCGCCCAUGGGUUGCCCCGUGGCCCUGCACCAGCUCAUGCUUCUCUGCUGGCAGAAGGAACGCAGUCGGCGGCCACGGUUUAAUGAUGUUGUCAGCUUCCUAGACAAGCUGAUCCGCAAUCCCAGCAGCUUGCUCACACUGGUGGAAGAUGUAAAUAGCUUCCCAGAAUCCCCUGAGGAUAUGCCAGACUACCCUCUCUUCAUAUCUAUCGGCGAUUGGUUGGAUUCCAUCAAAAUGAGUCAGUACAAGACCAACUUCAUAGCAGCGGGAUACACAACCCUGGAUUCCAUAUCCACCAUGAGUAUUGAUGACGUGAGAAGAAUCGGAGUGUCUCUGAUUGGCCACCAGAGGAGGAUAGUGAGCAGCAUACAGGCACUACGACUGCAGUUCCUCCACAUUCAACAGAGUGGCUUCCAUGAAAAUUGGACCAUUUACCCGGAGGAACCGCAGUAAACACGGGAACAAAGCAGCGUUCUUGUUGUUACGAAGAUGUCAUCUGUCAAUCAUCCUGCAAGUCGUUGUGAUUGACCGGACUCCAAACCCGAGAACUCUGAAUAGCAUAUUUGCUAUUUUAAUGUAUUAAAUUAUGUGUCUUAAGAGAUUUUCCUGGUUUAUUCAUCGAGCCUCUAAAACGAGAGACUAUGGAUCUGUUGAAUGUCUUCAGCUUUAAAUGGCUAUUAUACAUUGUUUAUCACAUCUGAUAUUUAUCCUGAUAUUUAUAUGUACGUGUGACUUUGUUUCUUUUUUCGGUUGCCUUUCGUUUCGUUCCUUUUCUAAGCAAUAUGUGCAGUCUUUAGAAAACCAAGAAAAGAGCCAAGGUAGGGAGCGGAGAGCUUUAUCUUGCUCUGUUGAAAAAAAAAAAAAAAAAAAUGCCACACAAAACCAUUGACUUCCUCAGGCUGUCAGCGAGGUGGUAAAAGUCUGACCUUUCAGAAGACUGUAAGCCAUUUUCUUACUCCUGUGCACCACGGUCAAAUUGAACAAACUUAGACAAAUCCAUUCAGAGAACAGCACACAUUUGUUCAGUCUGCUUUGGUGUACAGAUUCUACAGACACCUCUGAUAUUUUAUCAGUUUGCCUUGCGACUAUGAAACCAUCGUCAUAUAGUCAGUGGGGAAUCAUCGAGGCGACAGGUUGCAGUAAAAUGUUCUCAUUUAGAGGACGCCACAAUAUAGCAGCACUCUGCAUGUUGGCAAGUACUUUUCCCAACACAGCAGGCCUACAUACGCUCAUACCUUCCAUGGCAACGUACGCGUUUGCAGUCUCUUCCGCUUCCACCAGACAUACGAACGCACAAUACCGUACCAUGUUCAUUAGCUGAUACAGGCCCCCAUCCUUCGAUUGGCUCUUUGUGCCUGAACACAUGUUCGGGACGCUGAGACCACUUGACAAACUUCAAGUUGCAACGUGCAAAACGUCAAAAGCGCAAGAGGACCGAGUGCUUACUUCAAGCAGGGCAAGGGAAAACUCUGGGCAAUCAGGUCAUGAUGUAUUGUUCAUAGUAAACUAAUUGUACAUUAUUUUUUAUAAUUUAUAAAGAGUACAGAGAGAUAAAGGUGAUAUAGGUUGAAUGUUUGUAAAAAUAAACGAUAACAGAUA